Molecule: messenger RNA, 1235 nt
Organism: Glycine soja
Lineage: Eukaryota; Viridiplantae; Streptophyta; Magnoliopsida; Fabales; Fabaceae
Product: LEAF RUST 10 DISEASE-RESISTANCE LOCUS RECEPTOR-LIKE PROTEIN KINASE-like 1.2
Exons: 1
Coding region: 379-990 (203 amino acids)
Molecular function (GO): polysaccharide binding
Source: RefSeq, a predicted model, not a curated record
AAAAGUAUAUAGUAUUUCCGUCUAAUGAAGUAAAGUUAGGUGAGGUGAGAUAUGCCGUGUGUUGUUUAAUUGGGUAUAGUACUGUAGUUGAUUAAAAAGACAUUUAGUAUGAGAAAUUGUGCAAUGUGAAUUAGGAAGCAAGAGUACUAGAGGAGACUGGGUCGUGUUUUUCAGAAUUUUGAAUACUAAUUUGUUUUGGUGUGGGGAUGUGAGAAGAAGGCACAGGGUGAGGGAGAAAGAGGGUGGUAGUUUCCUGGGAGAGGACUUUUUGCUUCAUUUUCUGAGAACUGCUUCUAAAGCUUUUACAUUAUAUUUGGCAUCAAGAGAGACUGCAUGGAUAUUUUAAGCGAGAGGCUUUAGAGGGCGUUGGAAGUAAGAAUGGAUAUCCAUAUCCACAUGCUCCUCACGUCCAUUUCUUGCUUAUUCUUUAUCACUCUGCCGCAGUCCCUCUCUCAACCACCACCUGUCUUCAAUUAUUCGGCUUGUAAGGAAUGGCCAUACAAGUGCGGAACACUUUCCGACAUCUUCUAUCCAUUCUGGGGAGAGAACCGACCCCCUCAAUGUGGUGGCGGCCAAGCAUUCAGGCUGAGCUGCAACCAUGAUAAUAUUACUACUAUUCUAAUUGCCUCACAUAAUUUCACGGUGGAGAACGUCGACAACACCACUCGAACCAUGAGAGUAGUGCCAACUGACCUUGGCCCCAACGAUUGUUCUCUGCAAUCUAAGAACAUAUCUGAUGACAUUCAUGCGAAUGCCACUCACUUCCUCUAUCCCAAUUCUUCAUUGUACAGCAACAACAUAUGCGAAGGGUUUGAGGUAAUUUAUGAUGUUUCUGAAAAUUGCACAAAAUGCCUGGGAAGUGAAGGAGAGUGCUGGAAGGAUGAAAUUGAUGGACAUGAUGUGGUUCCAUGCUAUUACUGCCCAGAUGGAUCUCAUUCCCUAGACUGUUCUCCUCUAAAAAGAAGUACGUCUUCUAUCCUCUUUUCUUGAACUUCACUCGUCUACGUCAUCUCACAGCCUUGCUUAGUCUUGGGUGCUCUUUUUCUCUGUCAUUUAAUUUGAUGCAACAAUUGAAGAUGAAGAAGCAUCUCUUUGCUCUUUCCAUCUCUGUUGCAACUCACAGGCCAAAAAUAGCCACAUCAAAUCUCUAAUUAAUUGGAGCAACCCACCAUUAUUCCUAUCCUGGAAUUUUCCAUAUCAACAAUUCAUAUUUAUUUUAGCUUAUUUUGAAACUA